Molecule: messenger RNA, 2526 nt
Organism: Talaromyces stipitatus ATCC 10500
Lineage: Eukaryota; Fungi; Ascomycota; Eurotiomycetes; Eurotiales; Trichocomaceae
Exons: 2
Coding region: 92-2464 (790 amino acids)
Source: RefSeq, a predicted model, not a curated record
AUAAUUCAGGGCCGCAUCUUUCUUCGUAUGUGUACAACUGUAGCAACAAUUGAUUCUUCGAGAUCGUCUCUCUUUUCGCGCGCUCUCCAACAUGGCAUCCCGAACAGUAUCACCAGAUUCAUGGCAAGAUGAUAUGGACUCCUCUUCCCAGCGGCCGCCAACGUCAUCCACAAGCGAUUUCUCAGAUCAUUCUUUCCACAGUCGCUCCAAAUCAAGUGCCAAUAUCAAUAGCCCUAAAAGACUGUCGAUGUUUUCGUCUCGCUCAAGAAGCAACACCACCAAUGCACCCGCCCCUUCGCGCCCAUUGCCCGCUGAGUCUCUCAGUUACGGUGAGCCAUCAGUGUCCCCGGUCCCGCAUGACGAAAAGCACGACAAUGUUGCGCGGUCCUUGCUGGUUCGAGGGAGUCGUAUUCUGCGGCGCCAGGGCAGUAAGUUGAACGUGGUUGCUACGACUCUGGAGGAAGAGGAAGAAUUCGGCAAGAGUGCUGCUCGGUUUGAAGUUCCCAAGGUCUUUCAGAGGGUCCCCAAGCUCAAGAGAAAUGAUUCCCAUGACCAACUUAAACGUAUCAUUUCGGAGCCCUAUAACUUUCAUCACGUAACUCACACCAGCUCAAGCCAAUUUCAUGCUCUGGAUAAUACGAGUAAUGUUGAGCUGGUGGACGAGUUUUCCGCAAUCCAGGCAUCUCAAACACCAGAGCCUGGUUUGAAAGGUAUUCGCGCUCAAGCUCUUCGUUCUGACGACUCCCUGGACGAGACUGCGGCCGACUGGCAGCAACGACCAGUUACUUCUCCCACUUCACCUUUGAGAAGGAGCUCUCCAGUAUCUCCGCGCGAACCAAGGUCCCCCGGCAGAAUUGAGAACUUCUCACGCCCGGUUUCCCGUUUGCAGAAACCAUUGCCUCCGUCGCCGUUCAUGACUGCUCCGCCGCGAGCAUCUUCCAGACAAGGUCAAUCGGAAAUACCCGAGCCGACGAGUCUGGCUAUCGAUGAGCUUCUUGGAGUAAACACUCAGCCUAGCAUUCGUGACUAUGAAUAUCCCCAACUGGACAGCGUUUCUUUCCAUAAGGUUUCCUCGUUGGAAGGAAUCGAUCUUGCGGGAAUCUUCCAACCCGAAAGCAGCUCUGCGAUAUCGGGUAGCCAGUAUGAGACUAUUGACGACCCUAGCAUCGAAACUGACGGCAAACCCACAGCAGCUUUCAUUAACAGCUACUUGUCCGAUUUGGAGGAUGUCCCAGAAGAAGAUGAGACGAAAGAAUCGGAUGAGCCUCUUUUGCGUACAUCACGUUUUCUGUCAAUCUCUAGCAGUAUUGGUGACAGAGUCUCAAACGAGGCCCAUCUAUCCGCUGCUCCUGCCCACGAGUCUGUGAUAAUUGUCCAGGAUCCGCAACUGUCUUUUUCGGAAGAGGUUACGUCUCCCACUUUGCCCAACUUCCAGCCGAUACUCCAGGAUUCGCCCGUCUCGCAAGCCAGUGAUACGACAAGACGUACCUCGGCUGUCGGGCUGACCAAUUUACCCAUGACCUGGGAGGAAGAUAUCGACUUCUGUUAUGAGCAUGAGGCUGUGGCAGACUGUGAAUUCGACUGGGGUCGGCUCUCUUCAGAGACGUCGAGGAAUUCGGUACCAGGCACUGUAACAACGCCCUCAGCAGCAAAUCACUUGGUUCCUCAUUACCUACAAGUGAAUCCCUCCAUUUCGACACCAGCAACUCCGGAUUUGGAUCCAGGAUCAGCCCAAUCGAUUCUCACAAGAUCGCAUGACGCUCUAACUCCAUUGAGUGACGGCGCUGCUCAUGCUGAGUUUUUCAACGCCAGCACUGCUGACCUGAAAAAGCUCGAGACAAACGACGAAAAUGAGGUGGCUUAUGAGACAUUUCUUGCUGUCGGAGACGACCCCGAUCGUCAAUUCCAGUAUUACACUCAGGGUUCAUCUCAGUCAACCGACGUGACGCCAUCCCCCAGGAGCAGCUACUCGCAAAUCAGCAAGUAUAACUCUCAAGAAAGCGUCAUCCUAUCCCGCGCGGCAUCAAUUGUGCGAAAACAUCGCUCGUCGACUUCAACAACUAGCGUCCCAGAGUUGACAAACAGUGCGAAUAGUAGCCGCGAGAACACUAUCCGGGAGAGCAUCGAAUCGUUCGAACAUCCCCCGCUAGGUGUCUUGUCCGAAGCUCCUCGACCGGGAUUCUCUAUUCACCGUCCAGUCAAGAGCUUGGGCUUAGAAUUGAGUGCGCUCGCUAAGCUCCGAACUACCAGUAGCAGCGGAAGCAUUCAUGUCGUGGAUGUGCCUUAUCCAUUGGCAUCUCCGACUCAUGAUCGAACAAAAUCUGUGUCUGCUCUCGACCAUCAUGACGAGAACCAGGUAAUACAACAAUCGGCCCAGGGUCUUCCAUUCGCCGUUCGACAAUCAUUGGCGGCGCAAAAGCGGAAAAGCCGAGCUGGAUACUCUCUUUUUCCCACCACGCAAUAAAUCUUUAUGUUCCAACACUACCUGCCAUCUGAGUUGGCAAUACCCUCUCUCUAUAUAUUUGU